CAAAACCGAAAGUAAAAUACGCAAAAAGGGAAACUUAAGAACGGGCAUCAUAGAAACCCAGCACAUAGAAGACAUAUACGGCUUUUAAAACUUGCUUUCAAUGAGAAUAACAGAUAACUCAAUUGAAAUGUGACUUUGGCCGUGUAGCCCCAAAAAGUUACAUAUUGCAGCGUUAAAGGUAGGGGGAUUCUACUUUGCCAAUCAGACGUAGUUACUAGGCGGGCCUGACAUUUCAUUGGACCAUUCAAGGUUCUCCUACCUGAUUCCCUUCGGGGUUAUUGUAUCCUACGAUAAGUCGUCGGUGAGAAGGAAAAGCGGAAUUCGAACUGCCUCGAUGUGUCGUUUGGAUGUGGAGUCUGACGUGAAAGGACCUGAACAACAUAGACAUGUCCUCCCUUCGUCAAGGUACAUGGUGGGCUGUGGGCUGAAGCGAAAGCUUAGUGAAUGCGAGGACCCGGUGCUGGACAUGCCCUACCCUCAGCAGAGGCAGCUGGUGCUGGACCUGUGCCUUUUCAAGCUCCAGAGCUGCCAGCGGCGAGCUGAGCCCAGCCUGCACCGCUCGGUGCUGCUGGCUAACACUCUGCACCAGAUUCAGCGGGAGAUGAGGCAGGAGGGAGGCCCACACCCUUUGGAUUCCCCCCCUCCAGCCCCCUCACUGCCUCAAGCCCCUGCUGCACUGCGCCAUUCACCCGAGUUGCCGCAUGUGCCCCCCACCACCCUAGUGGCCGCACUGUCCUCACCCUCACUGCUUUGUGAAGAUGACGCAGAGUCUGCCUGCACAGGACUCCCUGAGAGACUGUGGUCGGAGGACGACGGAAAGUCUCCGCUUCUGCUGUUUGGAUCCUUUGAAAUUACAAACUCCACCAGCUACCUGACGGACCUGCAGCUGGACGACAUCUUUGAGGACAUUGACACGUCAAUGUACGACCCAUCUGACUUUGUCCUGGGCUGCCCCCCUCGCAGCGGGAGCAGCAGAGCCUCCUUUGGGAAUGACGACAACCUCAAGGGAUUCUGCACCACCUCUAGCAUCACCUUGCAGCGGUAUCUCAAUGACCUCGACCACAUCAUUGAGAUCCUGGUAUGCUCCUGACUGACUGAUUGGCGCCAUUUCACAGCUGCCCAUUUUAUGAGCUGGUGGUGGGAAGAAUGACUCAUUUAUUUUUUAAGUCUCUAUUUUUAUACAAAGAACUUGGUAUAUUUAUUCAUAAGUUCUGAUGAUUACUUGGCCGAUAUACCUCUACUGUAUGAUGAAUGCAUAUUUCUGGUGGCCCGCUGGUGCCAUCUUUUACAUUAACAAGAUUACUUUAAUAAGCAGUGACUUAGAGCAACAAUCACAAAGCGUUACCAUUGAGACGUUAUACUGGAUGGUUAUUAACCAGUGCAUUCUUUGACAAAGAGGACGACCUGUGUAACAAGGACAUUUUUGUGGAUGGAUUCCACCAUGUAUUUCUGGAGCAUUGCAAUAAUUUAUCAAGAAUUAAUUAAAUAGACCGGGACUUGUUCAAUCCUCACACUACCUCUCUCUAAAACAACAGCUGUCUGUCUCACUAUUCAAAGAGCUUCACAUAUUGUGUUCUGAUUGGUCUUGUUCCUUUAACAUAAACUUCUGAUUGUCAAUAAUGCAGAUAUUUUUACGCCAGAGAAUGCCUUUUCCGGAUGCGAGUCUCAGCAUAGUCGAUAAUUCUGUGACUUUACAUUGAUGCCUUAUCCAUCCAUUUUGGUCAUUUUAAUCAGAUAGUAGCGGACAACAAAAUAUAAUCGGCACAAGAUUUUGAGUAUUUGGUUUGCGGUUUGGUCACUCACAUGUUUUGAGAAUCUUAAGGUGACAUUGUAUUGAUUACUUGGGAACAGUGUUUUGUUAGACUGCAUUCGUUUAAGCAUUUAGUGGUGUCUGUCUCAUUGAAGAGCUGUACAUACAAUUGAAUACCAUGUAUAUUUUCCACUUUAACGAUUGUUUAAAAAUGCAGACACCAAGGUAUUCGUAGAAUUAGAAUAGUCCCAGUUGGUAUUCACGUAAUAAUAAAGGAAUUCCCAUCGACCACGGGCACAAAUUGAGGAAAACCAGCAUCCUUUUGGCUCACAUUGUAAAAGAGGCAACUUGGGCGUCUGUUUAUUUUUGUUAUAGAAGUAACAAAACAUGCCGAAAAGCUGCUGUGUUAUUCAAUGUACAUGUAGCCAGGUCAAAAAUCCAGACCUUCUGUUUCACAAUUCUUCAACGUAGGGAAAUGGAGCCUGCCAGAAGAGCCUUGUGGCUUCAGGUCAUUCGUGUGGGAAAUGGAGCGUGCCAGAAGAGCCUUGUGGCUUCAGGCUAUUCUCCAACGUAGGGAAAUGGAGCCUGCCAGAAGAGCCUUGUGGCUUCAGGUCAUUCGUGUGGGAAAUGGAGCGUGCCAGAAGAGCCUUGUGGCUUCAGGCUAUUCUCCAACGUAGGGAAAUGGAGCCUGCCAGAAGAGCCUUGUGGCUUCAGGCUGUUCUCCAAUGUAGGGAAAUGGAGCCUGCCAGAAGAGCCUUGUGGCUUCAGGCUAUUCUCCAACGUAUUGAAAUAGAGCCUGCCAGAAGAGCCUUGUGGCUUCAGGCUAUUCGUGUGGGAAAUGGAGCCUGCCAGAAGAGCCCUAUGGCUUCAGGCUAUUCUCCAACGUAGGGAAAUGGAGCCUUGUGGCUUCAGGCUAUUCUCCAACGUAAGGCAAUGGAGCCUUGAGGCUUCAGGCUAUUCUCCAACGUAGGGAAAUGGAGCCUGCCAGGAGAGCCUUGUGGCUUCAGGCUAUCCGUGUGGGAAAUGUGGGGACACGGUGUCCAAGUAGGCUACACGUAGCUGUGUGUGUGGAAAACAUUUCAUCACAUGUAAGACAUUUAACUGGUUUAAUACAGUCUGUUUGGAACUCUACUCACUACUUGUAGCUGUAUAGUCUACUUGUUUUGUGGUGUUGGUCUUGGCAAACUUAAUGUUCUGGUCGGUAGCUAGCUAGCACUCAAGUGGCUAUUUAUUUUAUUUAACUAGGCAAGUCAGUUAAGAACAAAUUCUUAUUUACAAUGACGGUCUACCAAAAGUCAUCCUGCGGGGACAGGGGCUGGGAUAAAAAAGAUGUAGGACAAAACACAGCAUGGCAGCAGCACAUAACACGGUAGCAACACAUGGCAGCAGCACAAAGGGCAAAAAGGUAGAGACAACAAUACUAGCAUAGUCAUGAAAAGGUGCAUGAGGGAAGCCCUACAAUAGUUUUUCUAAGUAGUGAGAAUGCUAGGGAGCAGGCGAUGUUGAAAAGUCAUCUUUAGACCUGUUAAUCAAAUGUUUUGUAAUGGACUAAAGCAUGCGUUUGAAAAAGGUUACAUUUUUGCUGUGAGCCAAUGGGGUAACCUAGGUAACCACAGGUUGUUUUCCGCACAGGCGCAUAGGGUCGUGAUGAUCUAAUACUGACUGGGUCUAUACUAAAAGGGACAUGAACCAUCUUAUGAUGAGAUAAAAGUCAGCCGUUUUGGUCAGGGAGUUGGUCAAACAUUGUUUUCCAGUGUUGAGAUAAGAUAUUUUGUAAGCUAAUGAAUUUGGAGAAUUUAUCCGCACUGUAUGUUUGCUAGCUGGCCAGACAGUUUUUUUAAAUAAUGAUUCCAUAAAUGUUUCAAAUUAAUUGCCAACAUUCCAGUCAAUCAUACUGGCUGAAAUCAGUUGAUAGGACUUACACAAGUUGAAUAUGCAACAUGUACUGAUAUUGUAUCAUAUCUAUAUCUAAUAGCACUCACAGCUUUCAAAGAAAACAAAAAUGUUGACAUUAUGGUCUGUUUAUAUAUAUAUAUUUUACAUAGAGGUUAUAUAAACUGUAUAAUUAUAUUACAAUAUUUUAGGUUGACAGUAAUUAUAUUCCACAAUUUCUGAUUCAUCACAUGCCUUUUAUUUUCCUACAGAAGUAAAGUUCUACUGUCUGUUUGUCUAUGGAGAUUGCAUGGCGGUGUGCUUGAUUUUAUACACCUGUCAGCAACGGGUGUGGCUGAAAUGGACAAAUUCAAUCAUUUGAAUAGGUGUCUGCACACUUUUGUGUGAGUGUAUAUAGUGUAUGUGCUCCCCGAGACAGGGGAGGGGAGCAGUAGCUGCCAUCACGUGACACGGCCCUUUCUUGUGGAAAAGGCUACACGGAAGAGUUUCACAACAGCUGCUAUGUGUAAGCGCUGCGCCCCCCCCCAAAAAAAAGAGUCCCCUUUUUUCCAGUCAGCCAAUAAGAAUACAAAGUAAUAUGUAAAUUAAACAGAAAUGAUCAUGUCUGCAUUGAGUCACAUUCUGAAAUAGGCAGAUUUUAGAUGAGAGGUUGGGGCACAGGCUACCGGCACUACUGUUGUAAACUCUCAAAGCAAACAACUCCCAGGUGUUGAUGCUCUGCCGAUGACACACACACACACACACCCCUCCCGUCCUUCCAGCAUGACUGCACACAGACCCCACCCUAAGGACAGAGUCAGCCUGAACAUCACCACAAAACGGAACAAUAAAACCAACGAGAAUUUUCUUUCACACCAUCAGCACACUUCAGUGGAUCCUCCCUGCUCACACUGCUGAGAACAGUGCAUUGAAUGAGUUGAGUUUAAGCUUUGUAAGCUUUUUUGUUGUAUUUAUACAGUUUCUGUGUGAUUUUGUUUAUUUUGAUAAGAUUGAGAUAAAUGCAGUAUAUUAAGGGUCUUGGGCUUUUGUAACAGAGUUCCGGACUCAUUUAAUUUACAUCGAAUAGGUAAUGUAAAAAAAAAACACGUCUGUAAAUAUUUGUUGCGGAUCAUGAUGAGAUUUACAUAGACUGUUAAAAAAAAAAAAAUGGGCGAAGCCAUCGAUGACGUCACCCCAUUUGAGAAUGCUCAGUGGCGUGUUUAAAGAUCAGGAAGUGUCAUUUCAGCGUGUCACCAUCUUGCAACAUGGAGUUUUUGGAAACGUCUCAUGCUCAGUUUAAGCUACUGUAUGAAGUGAAGUUGCAGGCUUGCUCAGUCCUGCCCCCUCAUUGAGGAUCUCCAGUUGAAGGCUGACUGAGGUACUGCAGGCUGCUAUUAGCAACUAAAUGAUCCUUUUCACUUUGUGUGAUUUUAAAGUAAUCGGUUCAAGGACAUACAUCUGGUGAAAUAAUAGAUUAAAAUAUUGGCACCAUGAUUGUGUUAAUGUUUUUCUAUAUAUCCACGAAUAUUGCCAUUCUCUACAAUGGGGGAUCCUGUUCUCUGGAAACAAUGUCUGCAGUACUGCGGUCCACCUUAAACUUGAAAUCCUCAAUGUGAGGUGACAGUCAUUCUCCCCUGGAUUGUUAUCAUCGAUUGAUAUUUUAGAUGUAUGUAACUAACUCUGAUUAUAACAAAUAAAUGGAAGAUUAUUAUGGACCAGGCAGUCUAAAACUGGCAGCUUUUUGCUGUUUUCAGCCUGCAGCCACAUCGCUAAAUUAACCAAAAUAUGAAGUUGCAGUACAGGUGGUACAUGUACAUUUGUAAAACCCAGUCAAUAUCCCUGGAUUGAGAAAUGGAAUAUGGUAUAAUAAUAGAAUACCUGUUAAAUAAUUCUGGCUGGUCAGGUAACUCCAUAGCCCUCUGGUAAAUCUCCAAAAUAUUUAUACUGAACCAAACAUGAAGAGGGCUGCAAGACCUUGUGUUUGACGGUGACUGAUAUUUCCACUGAACAAAAAUAUAAACGCAACAUGUAAAGUGCUGGUCCCAUGAGCUGAAAUAAGAUCCCAGAAAUGUUCCAUACCCACACAAAGCUUAUUUCUCUCAAAUGAUGUGCACAAAUUUGUUUACAUCCCUGUUAGUGAGCAUUUCUCCUUUACCAAGAUAAUCCAUCUACCUAACAGGUGUGGCACAUCAAGAAGCUGAUUAAAUGGCAUGAUCAUUACACACAUGUACCUUGUUCUGGGGACAAUUAAAGGCCACUAAAAUGUGCAGUUUUAUCACAACACAUUGCAACAGAUGUCAAGUUUUGAGGGAGCAUGUAUUUGGCAUGCUGACUGCAGGAAUGUCCACCAGAGCUGUUGCCAGAGAAUUUAAUGUUAAUUUCUCUACCAUAAGCCACAUCCAACAUCUUUAGAGAAUUUUGCAGUAUGUCCAACCGGCCUCACAACCACUGUCUGGUCCAUUUAUUUUGUUCUGACCACAAACUCUGUGUUCUGUAAUAUAAUUUAUUUUGACACAUUUAUACUCUAUGCAAUACUGUUGUAGCAGGUCAGUAAGUCUGAAUAAAACAGAAAACAAUG
Salmo salar (Atlantic salmon) is the source of this 6200-nucleotide messenger RNA. RefSeq names its product SERTA domain-containing protein 2. Gene Ontology annotation, molecular function: transcription regulator activity. Lineage: Eukaryota; Metazoa; Chordata; Actinopteri; Salmoniformes; Salmonidae. Gene Ontology annotation, cellular component: nucleus. The record is from RefSeq and is a predicted model, not a curated record.